AUGUCAUGCGACAAGGACGACCGAGACGACCGUGACCUGACCUGGAUCAAGUGUAGAGACCCCUUCGGACUGGUGGUGGUGCAGUGGCCACUUGGUCAGGAACCCGCCAUGGUGCAGGAGAACUUGACGAUGUUGUUCGGUGUAAGAGGACCGCUGACCAAAGACAUUACUCCUGAGAGUUUUUCUGACCGUUUGGUGCCCUUCACCUUGACCACUUGGCUUGUUCUGCUCUUCUUGUACUUGAUCUUCUUCGCGCACGAGAUGUAUGCUGCAAGGGUCAAGCCACUGCUGGCAGGGGAGCUGCCCAACACUUUGCUUUUUCAGUAUACGCUGCUCUUCUAUUGGUUUUACCACUAUCUCAACGAGGCGAUGCUUCUGCCGGUGACCUUGGAUUUUGCGGCCAGCAUGGGUCAAAGUGCCACAAUGUCUGGUUUUUUCAUUGGCAGUUCUUUGGUUGCCUCUAUUCUCGGUGUCAUCAUGGGUAAGAGGGUGGUGAAUGAGGAGUUCUGGGAUCAACAAUUGGCACGUGCCUUGAUCCUUUGGUCCAAUCUACUGGCGAGCCUUUUCAUGCUGCUCGAAGCGGUGGUCUCCAACUCCGCGGUUCAUUGGAGCCUUCCAUCGAAGCGCGCAGUCUUCUGGGUGAUGAUUUUGCUCUCUCAAGUGCACGCUUUCGGUCUAGCCUUACCCCAUGUGCCGCUCAUGGUCAUGUGGGGCAAGCUCACACCGAAGAGUGAGAUGUCCUUCUGGAUGAUUCUGACGCAGUGUGCACGCCAGGGAGGGCUCCUAGCAGGCCCGGCGGUCUUCGCGCUGGUCAGCGUCAUUGUGAAACAGGGCCAGCCUGUCGCGCCAGCCUCAUUGCUGGCCUGGGUGAUUUUCGCACAAGUUGUCUUCGGACUGUCCUCUAUCUUGCUGAACUCCAUGGUCAUACCUCCAGUGCUGCCGGAUCCGGACACUCCGGACGCCCCGGAGGCCCCGCGGAGCCCUGGACGUGGCACGUGCGAGCUGUCGGUGGACGCGCUGGAGCUGGACCAGCGCCGGGAGGUGGUGCGGGGCAUGGUCUUCUACGCCUUUGAGCGGUAUUUCGUCACCGCCUCCAUCGAGGUCAGUACCAUCAUGCUUCUCGAGGUCUCCUAUGGCUGGUCAGUGGAGCUGAGCGGGACGAUCUUCACCGUGGUGUCCUUGAGCAGUUUGGCCUUCUCAGGCCUCGCCUCGGCGGUGAUCUCCCGCCAGGUCUUGACCGAGUCGACGGUCUUCUUGGCCUGCAACGUGGUGGCGCUGGCGGGCGUGAUUUUCCUUUUUGACUUCGGCACCGGUGCUUUCGGCCUCCUUUUGGCCGAUGGCUUGGUCUACGGCUGCGCCAGCGUGUCCAAUGGCAUCGCCGAGGGAUGGGGUUCCCGUGCAGCCAAGGAGGGCACGGACUUCAGCAACGAGGUUUACCGGACUUGGAAUACGUCUUUGGCCUGUGCCGCUCGUUUCCUGGCGCCAGUGGUGGCCCGGACCAUCCUGGACUUUGGGGGGCGAAACCUCUACGCCGCCCUGCAGCUGGCGAUGGUGGCUUUGAGCACCAGCACGGUCUAUAAGGCGGUCUCCAUGAUUUGGAACCUAAGCCGUGAAGUCCACAGCUUCAAGAAUGGCAAGGAGGCGUCCUGUCGCAGCACAGCCACCGAUCACACGCACCACACGCACCGAGAGGCCUUUGAGGCUCGGAGAGAUGGAGCAAGGAUGAGCAAAGUGCAUGCAGCACGUUUGCAGUGUAUGGCCUUAAAAGGCUUGGAGUCUUUCGAAAGGCCAAGCUCUACAUGUUUCACAGAGUUCGAAGGCUUGCAAAAGCUUCCAUCCUGGCAAGUGCCUCAUCAAGCUGCCCAAGCGAGAGGCUGUCAGGAGCUGGCGGGCUCCAAGCCACUUGCUGCGCGCCAUGUGUGUCCUGGUUUGCCUGAUCAAUACCUGGUCAUGAAGCUGGAGGGUGUGAAGGGGCCAGAGCAAGGUCCAAACUUGGGGCAGCGACGUCAUGUGCAAACCGCAACAGAUGUCACCGCAACAGCUCGUCAAGAGAAUGUCGACAAAGAGGACAUGGUGGUGUCGUUUUCUUCCAAUCUCCUUGCUUCAUGA
Messenger RNA from Durusdinium trenchii, 2109 nucleotides. NCBI's taxonomy places the organism in Eukaryota, Dinophyceae, Suessiales, Symbiodiniaceae. The record is from the annotation of a GenBank genome assembly.